AUGAACUUUACUUUCUGCAGUUAUGCAUCUGCCAACUUGUAUACUGAAGAGAAAACUUUCCAGGUAAAUGGUGCUGGUUUUAUUGACCUUUGUAGAACACUAAGAGUUGUCAGGGGCUUUGGUUCAGAAGCUUCUAUAACAAUUUUUCACAAUGAGAAGGAGAUCUUCACGAAAUUAUUUCAAAUAGCCACGAGAGAAUUAAAAGCAGUAAAUGUUCCAGAAAGUUGUCCGGCAGGUUCCUUCUUGGAGAACGUCACAUUUGAAGUGUCUGAUAGUGAUGGUCUCAUUGAUGAAUCCAUUGAUGGACCUCUGCAUACACUCAACAUCACAUCAAAUGAGUUACCACUAGUGGAAGGAGCACAGUAUGCUAUUAAACAUGGAAGGUGUGUUCUUUCUCGUGUGCAGCUUCCUCAUGAACAAGGAACAGUCACUAUUGUGGCAUGUCACACAUCUUAUCCUGAUCUGCAAAUAAAGAUUCAGCUUCAAGUUCAAUCUUUUGAUUUGGCGUUGACCACCUUGGAGGAAGGAUCUGAACCUAUUUUCAGCUGUCCAAUCUCAAUUGUAGAAAGUUCAAAUCUUUUACUUCCCAGUCAACUUGCUCCUGGUCAACCUAGCCAUCUUGUCACAUAUGUAAAAGAUGUUGUUAAGAAAACUAAAAAUAAAGUUGGAGAUACCUACUCGAAGGUAAAGUCUACAGAAGAGACACUUAAAACUCUAUAUUCUCGUAAGGUCUCACUGGAGAAACAAAUUGACACUAUAAAAGAUGAGAUUGGGCCCAUGGUUGGGUCAUUCAUUGAUGCAAAGGAGUUGGUUCGUGAUAAAAUUAGAGAAAAAAUUGGCACUGCUGCUUUUGUGAUAUGUUCCAGUGGUGAUUUCAUGGAUGGCGUUGUUGGUAUUGUUGCCCUACUUGGAACUGUGCCUGAUGGCAAAAUUGGCAGGAUGCUUGCUGUGUAUCUUGGCAAAGAUGACAUGCUCUCAGUAGUUUGCAAGACACAGGAAGCUGCUAAUUACAUUGAGAAAUACAACACUGAUGGAGGAGUGGAUGUUGGCUUUGGUAUUCACCGUGAAGCAGCUGCUUUGGGCGUUCCCAUAAAGAGAAGAUUUGCUGUCAUUUGCUUAGAUGAUAUAGAGCCCUACAAAGGAGGCGUUUUGCUGAACAGUCCACAAAAGGAAUUAAACCUGGCUUGGCCUUCUCCACAUGGACCUAAGGGAUUCAGAGGAUUUGCCGUCAAUAUGAUAAAUAUUUCUGAUGAUAAUCUGAACAUAACCACAAGUAGAGGGCAUGGACUCCGUGAAACUUUAUUUUAUAGUCUCUUUGGAGAGCUUCAAGUUUAUGAAACCCGAAAUGACAUGCUCCAAGCCAUGCCUUAUUUGAAUGGUGGAGCAAUAUCAUUGGAUGGUGGUGUAAUCAAAGGAAAAGGGAAACUACUUCUUGGAUACAGUGAUCCGAAGAUAACGUUUCCAGUCGUCUCCGGCUUGCCCAAUACCAUCACGAGCGAGUCAAACGACCAUCUGGAUGUCGUCACAAGAACAAGAAAUCUGGAUAGUAAAAUGAAGCUUUUGGAAAUAAUCGAAACUAGGAUAAGCGAACAGGAAAAGUUGCAUGAGGAACUGAUGAAGAAAUUCAACAAGAGAAAACGCAAGUUUGAGGAGAUCGAAGAGAGAAUAACCCAGCCCUGUGGUAAUGAGCUUGUGCUGCGCGACCUGCAGGUGAAGGUGGAGGAGCUUGAUCCGUAA
This is a messenger RNA of Miscanthus lutarioriparius, 1737 nucleotides long. The record is from the annotation of a GenBank genome assembly. NCBI's taxonomy places the organism in Eukaryota, Viridiplantae, Streptophyta, Magnoliopsida, Poales, Poaceae.